UCACAACACGACUUCUCUACCCGCCACCUAUUCUUGACAUCCUGGACAGUUCCUCUGUUAGCAAUUGCACUUCGUUAACAGCUCGAACUCUUAAUCAAUCAUGUCUACCCUGUCUACUCAGAUUACUCCAUCAAAGAAGGCUGCUUCGGCAAUCCAGUCCCUCAAGAUGUCAGACUCGCCUGCGAAGAAGCUCGACUUCUCCUCGGAUAACAAGGAAAAUAUUUUCGCGCCUAUCGUCGGCAUUCCCAUCUUGGACGAGCCAGAAGUCGCGUCCGACAAACUCGCUGUGGCCCCAACCAUCAAGCAAGAGGAAGCACACGAGCCGCUGCUACAAGAGAAUCCCCAGCGCUUCGUGUUGUUCCCCAUCAAGUACCAUGAGAUCUGGCAAAUGUACAAGAAGGCCGAAGCUUCCUUCUGGACGGCCGAGGAAAUUGAUUUGUCCAAAGACCUUCACGACUGGAACAAGCGUCUGAACAACGACGAGCGCUUCUUCAUCUCCCACGUCCUUGCCUUUUUUGCCGCUUCGGAUGGCAUUGUCAACGAAAACCUUGUUGAACGGUUCAGCGGCGAAGUCCAGGUGCCUGAGGCACGUUGCUUCUACGGGUUCCAAAUCAUGAUGGAAAACAUCCACUCGGAGACAUACUCUUUGUUGAUUGAUACCUACAUCAGCGAACCUAAGCAGCGCACCUAUCUAUUGAACGCCAUUGAUAACAUCCCCUGCGUCCGCAAGAAGGCUGAUUGGGCUUUGAAGUGGAUCUCGGACAAGAACUCCACCUUUGCUUCCCGACUCGUCGCGUUCGCCGCCGUCGAGGGUAUCUUCUUCAGCGGCUCCUUUGCGUCGAUAUUCUGGCUCAAGAAGCGCGGUCUGAUGCCCGGCCUCACAUUCUCCAACGAACUCAUCUCGCGUGAUGAGGGUAUGCACACCGACUUCGCCUGCCUCCUCUUCUCCCAUCUCAACACACGACCGAGCCCCAAGGAAGUCGAAGCUAUUAUAACAGAGGCGGUCGCAAUCGAGCAGGAGUUCCUCACGGACGCGCUCCCAUGCGCCCUCUUGGGCAUGAACGCGAAGCUCAUGUGCCAAUACAUUGAGUUUGUCGCCGAUCGUCUACUGUUGUCUCUCGGCAACCAGAAGACCUACAACGCGACAAACCCUUUCGACUUCAUGGAGAACAUCUCCCUAGCAGGCAAGACAAACUUCUUCGAGAAGCGCGUUGGUGACUACCAGAAGGCCGGCGUCAUGGCCAGCACUAAGAAGCACGACAAGGAUGGCGAGAGCAAAGAGGACGCGCCGGUAAUGAGCGGUGACUUCGCCUUCGAUGAGGACUUUUAGAUGUGUCGAUGAUGAUAUCCCUUCCUUAUUGUUCUAUCUGCAUGGCUGCUGGUUUGGCUUUCUAUAUUCUCGCGUCUAUUCUGCAUUACCGGAGUAUGCUACAACAUGUAGGAAUACUGGAGGCUGCAUUCUUGGGAAAGGGUGAAUCUUCACUUACUCUCCUGUUAUUUUGGCGUUCACGGUAUGGUCGCCUUGGAUAGGCGGAUUGAAUGGGCAUGGCUUAUGGGUAUGGGGGAUAAUGAUGCUCAGCUCAAUUGGAUUGAUAAUCUCAAGACUGAACUUUUGUAUAUGACUGUGAUGCGGACUGGGUCGCUCCAUAGAGUGGCGAGAAUAUAUACCUACUUGUCAAGUACUAUCAGUCCGGAAUGUUUACGCGUUUUGAGUU
Molecule: messenger RNA, 1715 nt
Organism: Mytilinidion resinicola
Lineage: Eukaryota; Fungi; Ascomycota; Dothideomycetes; Mytilinidiales; Mytilinidiaceae
Product: ribonucleoside-diphosphate reductase-like protein subunit M2
Exons: 4
Coding region: 101-1330 (409 amino acids)
Biological process (GO): deoxyribonucleotide biosynthetic process
Molecular function (GO): oxidoreductase activity
Source: RefSeq, a predicted model, not a curated record